GUGGUUGUGCUUAUGGACCCCAAUGAGGAUCCUGAGGACCCUCUGCGUGCACACCGGUCACGGGAGCGCACCUUCAUUUUCGACACUGUUUUCGACCAGCACGCAUCACAGGAAGACGUGUACUGUGCCACCAUCCAGCAUUUAGUGGAAGGCGUCAUUUCUGGAUACAACGCAACAGUGUUUGCCUACGGCCCCUCAGGUGCAGGGAAGACCCAUACCAUGCUGGGCAUGGAUGCGGAGCCUGGCAUCUACCUGCAGACCCUCACUGACCUCUUCCAGGCCAUCGAGAAGACCCGGGACAACAUGGACUAUAGCGUGUCUAUAUCUUAUCUUGAGAUUUAUAAUGAAGUGAUCCGGGACCUUCUGAACCCAUCCUCAGGGUUUCUGGACUUGAGGGAAGAUUCUAAGGGCAGCAUCCAGAUUGCAGGAAUCACAGAGGUCUCCACCUCCAAUGCCCAAGAGAUCAUGCAGCUCCUCACCAGAGGAAAUCGGCAGCGCACGCAGGAACCCACAGCCACCAACAAGACGUCAUCCCGCUCCCACGCUGUGUUGCAGGUCACUGUGCACCAGCAGAGCCGCAGCACAGACCUGGCAGAGGAAGCGCGCCUUGGGAGGCUCUUCAUGGUGGACCUGGCGGGCUCAGAAAGGGCAUGCCAGACCCAGAACCGGGGCAAGAGGAUGAAGGAGGGCGCACACAUCAACCGCUCACUGCUAGCACUGGGUAACUGCAUUAACGCUCUCAGUGAGAAGGGCGGCAGCCGGGCGCAGUAUGUGAACUUCCGCGAUAGCAAACUCACGCGUCUGUUGAAGGAUGCCCUGGGAGGAAACAGCCGCACAGUAAUGAUUGCCCACAUCAGCCCAGCAAGCACCAGCUUCGAGGAGUCGCGGACCACACUGCUUUAUGCCUACAGGGCAAAGAACAUCAAGACGCGGGUCAAGCACAACCUAUUGAAUGUCUCCUACCGCAUCGCACAGUACACGGAUGUCAUCUCUGACCUACGCAGGGAGAUUGAACACCUUAAAUCAAAAAUUGAGAAACAAGAGAAGAAGAAAAGCGAAUCUGGCAUCCCAGAUGUACAAGGUAGUAUGAGUGGAGGCCUCGUGCCUCCUGCUGGCCUCAGUGGCUUUGUCCCCCGCCAUGGUUCCGUGGCCAGCAUCCCUGACCACCAGACCCAUUCCUUCUCCUAGCCUAAGCAUGUGGUACCUUGUUCACUAUGAGCAUCUUCAU
Molecule: messenger RNA, 1228 nt
Organism: Marmota flaviventris (yellow-bellied marmot)
Lineage: Eukaryota; Metazoa; Chordata; Mammalia; Rodentia; Sciuridae
Source: RefSeq, a predicted model, not a curated record